AUGACAUCCCGCAGGCUGGAUGAAAAAUCAAAACAAAUUCCCCCAGCUCUGCGGGGAUCGGCGGGGUCUGGGGGCUCCGGCCGCAGCCGGAGCAGGAGCGGCAGCGUCGGGCUCGGCCCCAGCGCCCGUCCCGGAGCGGCUCCUCCCGCCCGCGGCGAGCCCGGUCCCCAUCCCAGCACCAAUCCCGCCCCUGUCCUCCGGCCCCGGGACCCCAGCGGACACGGGCAGGACCCGGACCCGAAACCUCGGUCCCAUUGCCGGUCCCAGCCCCGGUUCGGCCCAGGUGUGAGGGGCGGGAACGCGAGCGAUGGGCCCGGCCCCAUUCCGGACACGGCGGAGCUCCGUGAGGCGGGCCCGGGGCUCAGCCCGGGGUGGGGCCGGGGCGGGGCCGUAGCUUCAGGGGCGGGGCCGGCUCAGUGUGAUGUCGGGAAAGCCGCAACCCCGGCAGUGUCGGCCCGUGUAUUAGACCGGUAUGGGUGGACCCACCGAGCGGGUCCGGCCCCGUGUGGGGGGACUCCAGCGAGGGCGGGGGGCGCCGGGUUCCGGCCCUCUGGGCUUUAUUCUCCAGCGCCCCGAGCCUCGGGGCUGCGAGGAAAAGAGAGCGAGCGGGAGAUGGAGAACGAGAAUAGGGGAGCAGACGGGGUGGUCGGGAUGAGGGUGACAAGGACAGAGGGUAGUUUAAAUCCCCUCGGUCCCGCCCCGCGCAGGCGCUCUGGGGCUCCGCGCUCCUGUGCCGGCCCGGCCCCGCCCAUAAAUCCCGGUGGAUCCGCGCCUGCUCCGCUUGGUGCGGUGCAUGCUCGUUUCGGGGUGUGGUGGGACUGGCGCUCGGAGCGCUGCGCGGAGCUAGAGGCGCUGAGGUGGUACCGGCAUCGUGAUCUGGGCCCGGAGAGCUGGGUCCGGAUCCUGCUGGUGUCUGCUAGGGGUCCCGGGAGGAGCCGUUCGGCAGGUGGGGUGCACGAUUUGGGCUGGGGUGAGGAUCGGGAUCGCGGCGGGCGGGAGGAGCCACUCCGGGACGGGCGCUGGGACCGAGCCCGGUGCUGCUACUUUGCUCCUGCUUCGGCUGGCACAGGGCUGGGGUCCCGCCGCGGCUCCGGGUACGUUCGCUUUGUGGCCGUGGGGAGCUGGGGCCGUGCCGGUGCCGGGCCCAGGAGGAGGGCGGCGGUUCCCCGGAGCAGGCGCUGGAUCGCGGCUGGAGCGGACGAGGCGCAGGCACCGCCCCUACCGGCCCCGGGACCCUCCCGACGCAGCCGCUCCCUCGGCGCCGCCUGCCGGACACAGAGCGGCGGCGCGAGCGCAGCGCCCCCCGGCGGCAGCAGCGCGCUCCGGUGCGGUCCCGGCCCCGCAGCGCCCCGGGGAUGCGGAGCUCCCCCCGCCCCGGAGCCCCGAGGGCACCGCACCCCCCUGGGCAGAGCAGCACCCUCCUACUCCUCUCCCGUGCCCGAACCCCGUGGGCUCCCGCCCGCCGCGCCCCCCCCGAACGAACGGAGCUGGAUCGCCGCGGGCGGGAGGAGCCGCUCCGAGGCAGGCGCUGGGGCCGAGUCCGGACUGCUCCCGGUGCGGGACCGGGGCCCCGUCGGGGCUCGGUCCUGCUCCAGCCGCUCAUCCGACACCUGCUGGGAGAUUCUGAAUUGGAAAGAGCCACGAGGAUCAUCAAGUCAAACAGUGAUAAAUUAUUGGCCCACGUGGGGAUUGAAUUCAGAAUCCUGGCCUUGUCAACACGCUGCUUCAAGCACCUGAGCUAAUCUCAGACUCAUGAGGAAAGUCCUGCCCGGGAAUGGGGAUGGCUGCUGCCAGCAAGGGAAUGCCUAUGCAAAUAAUUUACCCAACAGCUGUAAAGGUGCUCAUUCUAUGUCCCUUUCUAAGGAGAAAUGAGAGCAGGGUAAGUCCUAAGGUUUUACUUGGUCCAUAGCCAGAGUUCUGGAGAGUGUCAGGGCUGGUCCCACCUGCAGAGGGGCGUUUCCUGGAGGUGAGUGUUCACAGCCCCAAAUCACUGCAGGUGCUGAGGCUGGGACCACUUUUCGGGCCCAGAGCUGCAUGGAGCCCUUGGUGACUCCCAUUCACUGCCAGGAAUGUUCCUUGGUGUUUCCUCAGUGUGUCCCAGCUGGCUGGGAAUGUGUGGGGCAGGAGGAGGCCGGGAGCCCCAGGAAGGGAACCAGCACCUCCUAUCCUCAGUAUUUGCAGGGGAGCAGCUGUACCUCAGUGUCCUGCCUGUGGCAGGCAGCGUGCCACCCACGCAUCCCGGGGAUGGGCACUGGGAUGCCCGGGCAGUGCUGGGAUGGACGUGGAUAAAGGGCUGCCCACGGCUUCUCAGCCAGGGGCUGCUCUGAACAGGCACCUGGAGAUGCUUCAGCCCAGACAGACCCAGCCCACAGCCCAGAAUUACCCGAGGAACAGCUGGAACAGCUGGCGUUGCCUGGGAAUGUCGGCACGGUGCGUUUGCGGAAGGGCUCAGGCAGCAAUUCCCGGUGCUGACCUCCUGGAGCUCCCGCACAUCCCCAGGGUGUCCCAGCCCCCCAGACCCCUUCCCUUCCAGCCUGGGGACAUCAUCCCUCAGUUAAAGCGUUAAAGUCAAGGGAAUCUUCCCCCACAGAAAUGAAACCCCAAGCAAUGCCCUCAAAGUUGCCUUUAAAUAAAAGGUUGGAGUCGGAUGAA
Vidua chalybeata is the source of this 2652-nucleotide messenger RNA. RefSeq names its product collagen alpha-1(I) chain-like. The transcript has 6 exons. The record is from RefSeq and is a predicted model, not a curated record. Lineage: Eukaryota; Metazoa; Chordata; Aves; Passeriformes; Viduidae. The coding region runs from base 1 to 1737 and encodes 578 amino acids.